This is a messenger RNA of Hipposideros armiger (great roundleaf bat), 5401 nucleotides long. RefSeq names its product proprotein convertase subtilisin/kexin type 1 (gene PCSK1). The coding region runs from base 420 to 2681 and encodes 753 amino acids. Gene Ontology annotation, molecular function: serine-type endopeptidase activity. Gene Ontology annotation, biological process: peptide hormone processing. The record is from RefSeq and is a predicted model, not a curated record. NCBI's taxonomy places the organism in Eukaryota, Metazoa, Chordata, Mammalia, Chiroptera, Hipposideridae. The transcript has 14 exons. Gene Ontology annotation, cellular component: membrane; neuron projection.
UUAAGAUCAGACAGCAACAGAGUUAACUGAUCCCAGCAAUCUGUUCCUUCCUUUUCUUAAUCCCUCCCCGCUUAUUUUAGCCGCUUCUCCACCCUGCUGGGAAUACCAUCCAGAUCUUAGUCCAGGUAGAUCUGACGUCAAGAGAUGGCUUUCGUCGAUUUGACGUGUAAACACUCAUUUCCAUUCCGGCUGGGAAGGGCUGGGGCUCCACUCAGCCGGGCGACCAAAGCGCUGCACUCAGCGCUCGCCGCCGCCCAGCCUCUCCUCGUGUGCCUGCUAUCUCCUUGCUGAGCAACCGGGAGCGAGGAGCUAGCUGUCCGGAGCUCGAAGGUGGAAAGGGCGAGUCUUUCUUGCUUUUCUCCUAUCUUGCUUCUUUUCCGCUUCUCCUUCCCACUUCUGUGCAAGCAAGUGUGUGAGCCAUGGAGCGAAGAGCCUGGACUCUGCAAUGUACUGCUUUCGCUCUCUUUUGCACUUGGUGUGCAUUGAACAGUGUAAAAGCGAAGAGGCAGUUUGUGAACGAAUGGGCGGCGGAGAUCCCCGGGGGACCAGAGGCGGCUUCGGCCAUAGCCGAGGAGCUGGGCUAUGACCUUUUGGGUCAGAUUGGAUCACUUGAAAAUCACUACUUAUUCAAACAUAAAAACCAUCCUCGAAGGUCUCGAAGGAGUGCCCUUCAUAUCACUAAGAGAUUAUCUGAUGAUGAUCGUGUGAUAUGGGCUGAACAGCAGUAUGAAAAAGAGAGACGUAAACGUUCAACUGUAAGAGACUCAGCACGAAAUCUCUUCAAUGAUCCAAUGUGGAGUCAGCAGUGGUACUUGCAAGACACAAGGAUGAUGGCCUCCCUGCCCAAGCUGGAUCUCCAUGUGAUACCUGUUUGGCAAAAAGGCAUCACAGGCAAAGGAGUUGUUAUCACUGUACUGGAUGAUGGCUUGGAGUGGAAUCACACAGACAUCUAUGCCAAUUACGACCCAGAGGCUAGCUAUGAUUUUAAUGAUAAUGACCAUGAUCCAUUUCCCCGAUAUGAUCCCACAAAUGAGAACAAACAUGGGACCAGAUGUGCAGGAGAAAUUGCCAUGCAAGCAAAUAAUCGCAAGUGUGGGGUCGGAGUUGCAUACAAUUCCAAGGUCGGAGGCAUAAGAAUGCUGGAUGGCAUUGUGACCGAUGCUAUUGAAGCGAGUUCCAUUGGCUUCAAUCCUGGACAUGUGGAUAUUUACAGUGCGAGCUGGGGCCCUAAUGAUGAUGGGAAAACUGUGGAGGGGCCUGGUCGACUAGCCCAGAAGGCUUUUGAAUAUGGUGUUCAACAGGGGAGACAAGGAAAAGGCUCCAUCUUCGUCUGGGCUUCUGGGAACGGGGGGCGUCAGGGAGAUAACUGCGACUGUGAUGGGUACACAGACAGCAUCUACACCAUCUCCAUCAGCAGCGCCUCGCAGCAGGGCCUGUCCCCCUGGUACGCUGAGAAGUGCUCCUCCACCCUGGCCACCUCCUACAGCAGCGGCGAUUACACCGACCAGAGAAUCACGAGCGCUGACCUGCACAAUGACUGCACGGAGACCCACACGGGUACCUCGGCCUCGGCACCCCUGGCCGCUGGCAUCUUCGCUCUGGCGCUGGAAGCAAAUCCAAAUCUCACCUGGCGAGAUAUGCAGCAUUUGGUGGUGUGGACCUCUGAGUAUGACCCGUUGGCCAAUAACCCUGGAUGGAAAAAGAAUGGAGCUGGCUUGAUGGUGAACAGUCGAUUUGGAUUCGGGUUGCUAAAUGCCAAAGCUCUGGUGGAUUUAGCUGAUCCAAGAACCUGGAAGAGUGUGCCUGAGAAGAAAGAGUGUGUUGUAAAGGACAAGGACUUUGAGCCCAGAGCCCUGAAAGCAAACGGGGAAGUCAUCAUCGAAAUCCCAACAAGAGCUUGUGAAGGACAGGAAAAUGCAAUCAAGUCCCUGGAACAUGUACAAUUUGAAGCAACAAUUGAAUAUUCCCGAAGAGGAGACCUUCAUGUCACACUCACUUCUGCUGCUGGAACCAACACAGUUCUAUUGGCUGAAAGAGAGCGGGAUACAUCUCCUAAUGGCUUUAAAAAUUGGGACUUCAUGUCUGUGCAUACGUGGGGAGAGAACCCAGUAGGCACCUGGACUUUGCGAAUUACAGACAUGUCCGGAAGAAUGCAAAAUGAAGGCAGGAUCGUGAACUGGAAGCUUAUUUUGCACGGGACCGCUUCUCAGCCAGAACACAUGAAGCAGCCUCGUGUGUACACGUCCUACAACACCGUGCAGAAUGACAGAAGAGGGGUGGAGAAGGCGGAUUUGGGGGAGGAUCAUCCCGCAGAAGACAGCCUGAAGGAGAACGCCCCAACUGUCAAAAGUCUCAGCGGCAGCAGUGUGAGCAACAGAAGAGACCAGCUGGAGGAGGAGGGAGCCCCGUCGGAGGCCAUGCUGCGGCUCCUACAAAGUGCAUUCAGCAAAACCUCACCACCAAAGCAAUCACCAAAGAAGUCUCCAAGCACAAAGCUCAGCAUCCCUUACGAAAAUUUCUACGAAGCCCUGAAAAAGCUGAACACACCUUCCCAGCUUAAACACACUGAGGACAGUCUGUACAAUGACUAUGUGGAUGUUUUCUACAACACGAAACCUUACAGGCACAGAGACGACCGGCUGCUGCAGGCUCUGGUGGACAUUCUGAGGGAGGAAAAUUAGAAAAAAAAGUCUGUGGUCUUGAGUUGGGAGUAGUCAUGCUUCUUCCUUCCCCGUAGCGUUUGCCUGUGUCUGAAGUGGUUGUUUCCGUCAUUGAGUCUUAUGCUUAUAAUAUCCUUUGUGGUACUUUUCUUUCACUUCCCCAACUGGACAUUUGGAAGGGAUGAGCUCAAAUAGGAAAUCCAGCUUCUUGAAUGGAUCACAGAGCUUUCAAAGCACGUCUUCCCUGCCUACACAAGUAAAAUGGCAGUUCCUUCGGAGCCACAGCUCGCACGUGGUCCGCGUACCACAUUAAAAUGCUUCUGUGGGCCUUCUCAUUUAAUUUCUCACAAUAACCAGGGCCAUAGGUUAAUUUGGAAAAGUAACCCGCUAAGGAUGAGAGGAAGGAAAGCUGUUCUGAUAGCUUGUCCCCUGCCUUUGCUCUGUAGUUCUUUGAACUUUGAUGCCAAAGAAGGCUUUGGAAAGUCUCUGAUGAAACGAGUUCACAAUUAGAUGCAUACCCUAUCUUUUCUAUUCCAGAGUAGUACUUAUUCAGGAGUGAUCAUCUGGUCAUUUGGGGGAAAAGCUGGGUUAUUUAGAUCCAGAAACAGACAGUAAAAUCUGCGUUUUCUGGUUGGAGCAUUUUUAGGACAUUAUUCUUUGCUUAGUGUGCCAUGUAUGUAUCUAAAGGUGACUGAGACCCAUGCUGUGUGCUCUAGGUCUUCCUCUAUUUCCCCUUCUGAAGGUUUUCCUCACCUGUCUCCUUUCUCAGCCACAAAUUAAGUACUGCGAGAACUAAUUUAUACUACUUUCUUAGAACAAACUUACAUGUGGGACUUGCCAAAUUGCUAGUCAUCUUUUUUUUUUUUUAGCAAUAAUAACAGAAAACCACUCAUAACAUAGAGAACCAAUAAAAUAACAGGGAAAUAUUCAUAAAGGGAGAGCCAAUGGGAGGUUUUGUUUGUUUUCAAAAUUGUAUUCAAAAGAACAAGUUUUUCUAGAUCUUUGAAACUGAGUGUUCAUUCCUUGACACUAACGGUUCUUCCCCAAUCUGAGAGCUGACAGUAUCCAAAUUCUCACCAAAUUGCUUCCAAGCUUCAACUCAGAGGACACAAGCUGGCAGCCCAUGGGCCACAUUUGUCUCUCAGGUAGAUUUUAUUUGGCAUGUAAAAUGUUUUUAAAAAUGUGAGUGAUUAUUGAAUAAUCAGAUAAUCUGAAUAGUCAGAUUUCACAUAAAGCCUGAUUCUCAGGCCCAUGUUCCCUCAUGGCAACAGUUGCCUGGAGCUGAGUAGCAGCUGCACAGCUAAACUUGAGUACCAGGUCCCCAAGGCACCCUGCUCCACGCCACUUACGUGGGGCACCUCACUGUCAGCACUUGAGAAGCAUUUUAUUUUGCCCACUCCUCCACUAAAUGAACAUGCAUGAAGUGUAAAUGCAUUAGGAAAAAAAGAUUCUCAACUUCUUUCAGGCAGGAUCUGUCUGAUAAUCAAUCAUAAUGAGAAUUUGCCAUGAUUUAAUUAUUGGUCCCCAAAAUGUUAUUUCAGACUCCCGAAAGUACCUCUGAUAUGUAGUUUGAUGCAUUCAUUCACUAUCACCUCAUGUGGAUGCUCAUCUGUACUAAUUCAUUAACUGCCACCCCCCUAGCUUCCCAUUCUCUAUAUGCUCACGAAGACUCUGGUCCCCCAUGAUGCUGGCACUCUCUCUUUGGGUUUGCUAUCUGCAAUUCUUCCACAAAGUUUGAACUUCAUCAGGCCACACAUGAACUAGACCAGGAAGAGAACACUAGUCUAUCGCUUUAGUUUGAAGUGUGGUUAGUAAGAUAAAAUUUCAUCCCCUGGACUACUCUAUAUGAAUUUGUGCAGAAUACAGUUAUUUCUAGAACAGUAUCCAUGAUGCUUUGAGGAUGUUCUCCUAAAAAAAUUGUAGUAUCACUCUGUCCUUGGAAGUUUCACAUAUUGUUUGAUACAGAGUGUUGGAUAGAAUUUUGAAAAUUGCAGCACAUGGAAAAGUAUUAAAGCUGAAAAGGACCAGAGAGUGAUUAGAUAAAUUUUCAACUAAAAAGCAAAGCUAAGGCCCAGAGAGGCCAAUAAAUAGUAAUAACAGAAAACUCACCCUUUCCCCAUUCUUAGGCUAGUGCUAAUUGUAUGAAGCUUUCUUUUUCAUGCUUCUAAUAGUUUCUCUUCCUGGUUAAAGCCCCAGCCAACUCAUUGGAUUGUCACCAAAGGUUCAUUCUAGAGAAGCUUUAAUACUUAAAUAAAGUCAUGUUUGAAUGUUUCCAACCUGGAAUAUAUUGUUUAGGCAUAAAAUAUUUUUGUUAGUCUUUCUUAGUGACUGUGUUAAUUUCUGUGAAAAUGUAAAAGAGGAAACUUAUAUAAUCCCCUCAAAAUUUUAAACUAUAUUUUCUUUACAGGUAUUUAUAAUGUACCAAUGCUUUUAUCAAACAGAAUUUUAAAAGGCAUAAUAUAUUAAAGAACCAAAAUUUUCCUGAGAAUAAGAAAGUUUCAUCCAAUAAAAUAUUUUUUGAAAGGAAUGUUCCUCUGUCAGUAAAAAAAAAAAAAAAAAAAAUGUAUGUGUUGUGAUAUUAAAAGUGACAUUUGUCUAAUAGCCUAAUAAUACAAUGUGUAGCUGAGUUUAACGUGUGAUCUUAGCAUUCUUAAGGGAACUCCCACAUUAUACACUUGAUGUAUUAACCAGAAAAUGUACAAUAUGCUUAUAAAUCAGAAGAAUAAAUGAUUCCUCAUUAA